UAUUAUUAGGACGGUAUAUGACAGAAAGGAAUAGAAGUGAUUGCUGAAAAAUCAAAAGAAAAGGUGAUGGGUUCAGAAAAUAAGCAUUUUGUUCUGGUGCAUGGGGCUUGCCAUGGAGCUUGGAGUUGGUACAAGCUAAAGCCACGCUUGGAAUCUGCAGGCCACAAGGUCUCGGUGCUGGACCUUGCAGCUUCUGGCACCAACAUGCACAAAAUCGAAGAUGUUCAUACUUUCUCACACUAUUCUGAACCUCUGUUGCAGUUAAUGGCAACAAUUCCUUCAAAUGAAAAGGUGAUUCUGGUGGGUCAUAGUCUUGGGGGACUCAACAUCGCACUUGCCAUGGAAAAAUUCCCAGAAAAAGUUGCUGUUGCUGUUUUCUUAACAGCUGUUGUUCCAGACAUUAAGCACAACCCAUCCUAUGUUUUACAAAAGUAUAUUGAGAGUGUUCCAGCUCCGAACUGGUUGGACUGUGAAUUCUUGCAGAGUGGAAACAAAACAGUAGUCGUUUUUGGUCCCAAAUUCUCGUCCACCAAACUCUACCAAGGCUCCUCCAUUGAGGAUAUAGAAUUGGCAAGAACCUUGUUAAGACCAGGUUCCCUCUUCAUCGAAGACUUGUCUCAGCAGACAAAUUUUUGUAAAGAGAGAUAUGGGUCGGUUCCUCUUGCUUUUAUUGUUUGCACUGAGGACCUUGGAAUUCCACUGAAUUUUCAGCUCUGGAUGAUUAAGAAUGCUGGCGUCAAUGACGUUGUAGAGAUUGAAGGUGCCGAUCAUAUGGCCAUGCUUAGCAAGCCACAAGAACUAUGCGAUUCUCUGCAGCAAAUAGCUGCUAAAUAUGCAUGAAUGCACGAAUUUUGAGAUUAACAUGUCUUCUAAUUACAAGUUCUUAUCUCCAACGAGUAAUAUCAAUCAAAUGAUGUUUUUCCGACCACAGGAUACGCACGAAGUUGUAUCCUAAAGACCUAUUCAUUCUCAGUUUCUCAUUUCUUAGAAUUUCUUUAUGUUAAUAUUGUUUAUAAAGAAAAAAUGAAUAAAAGAAACUGUUUCGGCUUUC
Molecule: messenger RNA, 1051 nt
Organism: Vigna unguiculata (cowpea)
Lineage: Eukaryota; Viridiplantae; Streptophyta; Magnoliopsida; Fabales; Fabaceae
Product: salicylic acid-binding protein 2-like
Biological process (GO): jasmonic acid metabolic process; salicylic acid metabolic process
Molecular function (GO): methyl salicylate esterase activity; methyl indole-3-acetate esterase activity; methyl jasmonate esterase activity
Source: RefSeq, a predicted model, not a curated record